AUGCUGCCGCUGCCGCUGCCGCUGCCGCCGCCUCUGGUGCGCGCCCGGCCCGGCCCGGCCCCGCUGCGGCUUCUCUGCCGCGGCUGCCCCGCGCCUGCCUCGCCCGCCCCGCGCCUGCCUCGCCCCGCGGCCCCGCCACCGCCCGCCUGCCUCCCUCCCUCCGCCGCCGCCUCUGCCACCGCUGCACUGCGCUCUGCCCGCCUCCCUCCCUUCUUCCCUCCCUCCCCUCCCCGCUCCUCCUCCCCCGCGCGCUCCCCCUCGGCCCUCCCCAAACUCCGCACGGAAAGCGCCCCGCGGGACCCAGAGCGCGCCGUCCCGCCGGCGCCCUCCUGCACGCGCACGUGCGGGUCGGCCUCGGAAGGGGGAGGGGUCUGCAACCUCUCCGUGGGUGCUGUCUCCAGGUACCUCUAG
This is a messenger RNA of Lutra lutra (Eurasian river otter), 411 nucleotides long. RefSeq names its product vegetative cell wall protein gp1-like. Bases 1 to 411 code for a protein of 136 amino acids. The record is from RefSeq and is a predicted model, not a curated record. The transcript has a single exon. NCBI's taxonomy places the organism in Eukaryota, Metazoa, Chordata, Mammalia, Carnivora, Mustelidae.